Molecule: messenger RNA, 1187 nt
Organism: Toxotes jaculatrix (banded archerfish)
Lineage: Eukaryota; Metazoa; Chordata; Actinopteri; Toxotidae
Gene: dtwd1
Product: DTW domain containing 1
Exons: 5
Coding region: 291-1187 (298 amino acids)
Biological process (GO): tRNA modification
Cellular component (GO): nucleus
Molecular function (GO): tRNA-uridine aminocarboxypropyltransferase activity
Source: RefSeq, a predicted model, not a curated record
GAAGACGCUGACCCUGCUGAACGUCAUAUAAACAAAAACCCACAGUCACGUUUUUAUCGGUACAAGCUAGUGGACAAGAUGCAACUCAGCUGAACGACACAAACGUCUGUUUUCUUUCGGUCUGUCAAACGUAAACCAGUAUGGUUUGUGUCUGCUAGAGCCAGCCGAAGCGACAGAUGUUGAGCAUAUGUCAAGCAUGCUAACAGAAGCUAGCUUCACUAGCAUGAAUCAGCUAUGAAUGUAGGGCCCACGUACUUCAGCACUGGUCUGUCAACAUUUAAAGAGCAAACAUGAGCAGCCUGGAUCAAGACCAGCGUCUCCAUCCUGGUUGCCGUGACAAAACAACAGUCUCUAGUGAUUCAUCGGACACUCGUGAGCUUGCCAAGCAGCCUCUCCACGGUCUAAAAUUGGCAUCACAUGCAGUGCUGGAGAAAGCGCAGCAGAGGGGCAGGUUGAAGUGCUCUAAAUGUGGAGGAUCAAGGAUGUUUUUCUGCUACACAUGCUGCUCAUUAGUGGGUGUCAGUCUGCAAGAAAUCCCCUUAAUCAAGCUUCCUGUGAAGAUAGACAUCAUCAAACAUCCAAAUGAGACAGAUGGCAAGAGUACUGCAAUCCAUGCCAAGAUCCUCGCACCCAGCGAUGUCACCAUAUACACAUACCCCUGCAUACCGGAGUAUGACAAAGACAAGGUGGUGUUAGUGUUCCCUGGGCCAGGGGCUGUCUCAGUUCAAGACAUGAUGCAGUGUUUGCAUGACAGGACUGACAGCAGGUCACAUGACUCAGAUGAACCCUGCAUAAAGAGGCUGAAAAGUGAGGGUGCCACACACACUGCUGAGAACCCAGGCAUCCCAGAUGAAGCAAAGGGCUUGGAGUCAAGGGUGUAUCCCCUACAGAGGGUGGUCUUCAUUGACAGCACAUGGAACCAGACCAACAAGAUCAGCACAGAUGAGAGACUGCAAGAUUUUCUCCAGGUAGAGCUGAAGAUGAGGAAAACAUGUUUCUGGCGCCAUCAGAAGGGCAAACCAGACACCUACCUAGCUACUAUCGAGGCUAUUUAUUAUUUCUUCAAGGACUUCCAUGAGCAUUGCCUUGCUCAGGAGUAUAAUGGAGAAUAUGAUAACCUUCUCUUCUUCUACUCCUACUUGCACUCAGUUGUCAACAAAGCCAAGAUCUCUGCUGGAAAAUGCUGA